GAGCUAAGCUUGCUUAAGCCGGAUCCCCGGUGACUUCGAACAUCAAGCAACAACACGGUCAUGGAAGCAUGAGGAAUGAUCUCAUUAUCCAAAUCGAGCGAUGCUCACGUCAGGUCACAUUCCGUCACUCUCCAGCACCACUAUCCACCUUCUCAACCACAAUCCAUCCUACUCACCACCCAUCACCAUUCCUCGCGACCAUGUCCCGCGCUAUUCUCAUCACCGGCGCCACAGGGAAACAGGGCGGCAGCGUCCUCGACGCCCUCGUCGCAAGUCAGCCUUCCGAUUUCCUGCUACUUGCCGUCACCCGUGAUGCUCAAUCCCCCCGAGCCAAGACCCUCUGUGCAAAGUCUUCUUCCAUCAGACUCGUCGAGGGGAACCUCGACUCAAUCCCUACUCUCUUCGAAGCUGCCAGGAAAGCCGCCGGAUCCGUCCCGCUAUGGGGAGUCUACUCCAUGCAGGCGUCGAUUGAUUCACGGGCCCCAUUAGCUGGCGAGUUGAAACAAGGCAAGGAAAUGGUCGACGAAGCUAUCAAGGCCGGCAUCCAGCACUUCGUCUACAGCAGUGUCGACCGCGGUGGAAACGACAAGUCAUGGAACAACCCCACCUUCGUCCCGCACUUCAAGACCAAACAUGACAUCGAGAUUCACCUUCGCGAUUCCACCGCUAACGGCAAGAGCUCCAUGGGCUGGACGAUCCUACGGCCCGUCAACUUCAUCGACAGCAUCGCUCCAGGCUUCCAGAGCAAGGUCUUCAUGACGGCAGUACGCAACACAUUGAAGGAGAAGCCACUGCAGUGGGUGGUCACUAAGGAUAUUGGCGUCUUUGCAGCGAAGGCUUUCCACGACCCUACUGCCUGGGCCAACAAGGCUGUCGGCAUCGCAGGCGACGAGCUGACCUUUUCCCAACUGAGUCAGACGUUCGAGAGGGUUACCGGGCGCCGAGCUGGCACGAUAUUUGGUUUCCUCGGAAAGGCUCUAAUGGCUGGCGUUGCGGAACUGGGAAGCAUGAUAAAUUGGUUGCGAGACGAAGGCUACAACAUUGACAUAGAGGAAGUUAAGAAGGUUCACCCGGAUAUCACGUCUGUGGAGACAUGGUUGAAAACGAGUGCCUUCGCUGAGCGCUCCUAAUAGUCUGCUCAGUCCGUCUGAACACCUCAGACUGUUUAUUUAGUCCGUCUGAUUUGGUCAGACUAGACUGGCAGUCUGGCCAGGGCUCCGAGACUAGACUAUCAGUCUGUCUAUUACCUUUAAACUGAACUAUUAGUCUAGACUGCAGUCUAAACUAAUAGUUUAGAGUAUAUUAUAUAUCUCUUACUUCUCUGGACUAUAUAGUUUUAGCUUUACUACUGCUAUAUUUUUUACUAUAACUAUUAAGUUAGCUAUUAUAAAUUUCUAUAGCUUUUUUAAAGCCUUUAACUUUUCUUUUAAUAACUAUUUCUUAAGUUCUUAAAAUCCAGCUUCUAGAGCUACUAGCUAUUACUAGCCUUAACUUCCUGAUAUCUCAAGCCUUUAAUCUUUAGCUCUUUGUUGGAUACGCAAUUUUGCUGUAUGCAAUAGCAGAAGUGAUUGAUCAAGUGAUGUAAAUU
This is a messenger RNA of Ilyonectria robusta, 1588 nucleotides long. RefSeq lists its product as uncharacterized. The record is from RefSeq and is a predicted model, not a curated record. The transcript is spliced from 2 exons. NCBI's taxonomy places the organism in Eukaryota, Fungi, Ascomycota, Sordariomycetes, Hypocreales, Nectriaceae. The coding region runs from base 69 to 1130 and encodes 353 amino acids.